AUGUUCAAAAAUAUAGUACGAAAUAUCUUCCUGGAAGCGGAAAACGCUAAUGUCAAAAAAUAUGUCAAACAAAUUUCUGGGGCUGAUAAAUUGGAUCCGAUCAUUGUGAUUAAACCCAAUCCUACUUGGGUCGCAAAUUAUGGAUGGAUUGCAUAUAAUAAUGCCAUGGAUCAAUUCGCAAUAUAUAACCUCAACAACAACCAGAGAAGGGACAAAAAUAGCAGAUGUAUAUUCCAUUUCAGGGACAUCCAGGAAUUGCAUACUGUUCAGGAUGGAAUUUGUAAUAGAAACCUCAUCCCAAAUGGGUUCCAUGUCCCUCAAGGGCUACAAGCGAAUAUCGCACUUGGUACUAAUAAUCCAGUGCCGAUUGGACGAGCGUAUUUAGUUAUCAAUUUGGAAAUCAAAAAAUUGGAAUUUUUGGAAGAUAAGAAAUUUUUUUAUGUUGAUUAA
This is a messenger RNA of Funneliformis geosporum, 450 nucleotides long. The record is from the annotation of a GenBank genome assembly. NCBI's taxonomy places the organism in Eukaryota, Fungi, Glomeromycota, Glomeromycetes, Glomerales, Glomeraceae.